This is a messenger RNA of Rotaria socialis, 912 nucleotides long. NCBI's taxonomy places the organism in Eukaryota, Metazoa, Rotifera, Eurotatoria, Philodinida, Philodinidae. The record is from the annotation of a GenBank genome assembly.
AUGUUUAUUAAAAAUGCUGACGCUCAAAAUGAUGUUUUACAAUGGAUUGGCGAUUGUUUUGAUGAGAAUCAUGAGAAAAGUAAAGAAUGGUCAUCGAAUGAUCCAUUAGCAGCAGUAAUAUUUGUUAGUGAUGGGUUCUUAAUUAAUCUAACUGUUAUUCUAUUGAAUCUUGCAAAACCAUUUGCUGAACCUUAUUCACCAAAGUUAUUCAAAUUUGAUCUAUUCGUAUCAACUGAAUUAACUGGACAAGCCGUGGCAUUUCAGCAAAAAUUUAAUUGUCAUCGUCCAAUAUAUAAUAUACUUCAGUAUGUUUCGAAUGAUGAAAUGUCAUAUAAUGACCAACUUUUUCCACAAGCGGUCGAAGUACUUCAACGAAUUAACUAUCCACCGGAACGAAUUGCCGAAUUUCAAAAACUUCAUGAACGUGUUAAGACAAUUAAUGCCGAACAAAAACAAGCAGAUGAUGCACCUGACGAAUAUCUAGAUCCGAUUACAAGCAUAUUAAUGAGGGAUCCUGUUAGAAUUACACAUCGCUCUUCAUCUGCAAUGAAUCGUGGUCUAGCUCUUUCUUCAACAAUGAAAAAUUGCAUUCGUUUGGCUGGAUUAUCAGGUGCAUUAGCUAUAUGUUUAGGUGCUUAUGGAUCUCAUGCUAUGAAAGAAAAUACGUCAGAUGAACUUCGACGACUAUUUCAAUUGGCUCAAACGUAUCAUUUGCUUCACUCGGCUGCUUUACUUGCUGUACCAUUCGUCUCAAGACCACAUAUAACAACACCGUUAUUCCUUGGUGGAUUGACACUUUUUUGUGGUCCAAUAUAUUAUCAUGCAAUACGUAACGAUACUCAAUUUCGUCGUGUAACACCUUACGGUGGGAUGCUUCUUAUAGCUGGAUGGUUAUCAAUUGCUGUACUUUAG